ACAUUAGAAGGCAAGAAGCGGUCUGGGAGUGUCGAGGCGUUUUACCAGGACCUUGCCGGGAGGGAAAGCAAGGCCGGGUAACGGGAAAAGGUGGGCAGGCGGCUGAGGCUGCGAGCGCAGCGCGAGGGGGGAGGGGAGGCGCGCGCGCGCGCGCCUUGGGCUGGCCCCGCCCCCCGGAGGCGGGCUCUGCGCGCUGAUUGGCCCGCGCCGGCCUCGCUCCGGGUUGGUGGGAGGUAUCCGAGUCCGCAGUGCCGCGGUAGAGUGACCUGCGAGCAACCGUCUGAGGCCUGGGGCGUCUGGGGAAGGCUGCCCGCCGGCCCGGCCCCCGCUCACCAGCCUCGGUUUUCCUCAGGAGCAUCUGCACCAGAAUCCUGAGACCUGAGCUGCUGUAUCUCGGAAUUGUGGGAAACCAAAAUGAGGCAUAAUCAGCUAUGUUGUGAGACACCACCUACUGUCACUGUACAUGUAAAAUCAGGGUCAAAUAGAUCACAUCAGCCUAAAAAACCCAUUAACCUGAAGCGUCCUAUUUUUAAAGAUAGUUGGCCAGCAUCUGAAAAAAAUGCACAUAAUAGCAACAAGUCUAAAUGCCCCAAAGGACCCUGUCUAGUUAUACAGCGUCAGGAAAUGACUGCUUUCUUUAAAUUAUUUGAUGACGAUUUAAUUCAAGAUUUCUUGUGGAUGGACUGCUGCUGUAAAAUUGCAGACAAGUAUCUUUUGGCUAUGACCUUUGUUUAUUUCAAGAGAGCUAAAUUUACUAUAAAUGAGCAUACCAGGAUAAAUUUCUUUAUUGCUCUGUAUCUGGCUAAUACAGUUGAAGAAGAUGAAGAAGAAUCCAAAUAUGAAAUUUUUCCAUGGGCUUUAGGGAAAAACUGGAGAAAAUUAUUCCCUGAUUUCUUAAAGUUAAGGGACAAACUCUGGGAUAGAAUUGACUAUAGGGCUAUUGUAAGCCGGCGAUGCUGUGAGGAGGUUAUGGCCAUUGCUCCAACCCAUUAUAUAUGGCAACGAGAACGCUCUGUGCAUCACAGUGGAGCUGUUAGAAACUACCACAGAGACGAAGUUCAACUGCCCCGCGGACCUAGUGCCACACCAGUUGAUUGUUCACUCUGUGGUAGAAAAGGAAGAUACGUUAGACUGGGAUUGUCUUCAUCAUCAUCUUCAUCCAGUGAUACAGUAGAGGUCGUGGAGAAACAUUCUCAGGAAUCACACAACUCAUUCUCAAUGGACAUAAUAGUUGAUCCUUUUCAAGCUUAUAGCUAUUUUCAAGGUAUGACUUAGAGAUAUGUCAGAAUUAGAUCUAUGAAUGUUAUUAAUAAAUCCAAGUUAUCUAUUGGCCAGUAGUCAGUCCUUAUAGGCGGAGUACAUAAUUAUUUAUAUACUACAACAAUAUGAGUUAAAGUAGUAUUGAAAGUUUUCCCCUUUUCAAGUACUACUUUUUGUCUUGGUAUUGUUUUGUGGUAGCUUACCUAAACUAAGAGAUUUUUAAUGUGACUUCUGUUAAUCUGAAACCUAAUUCACCAUAGAUCUCAAGUAUUUUAAGAGCCUGAACCAUUUUCUUUGAAAUGUUUAUUUUAUUCAAAAGAAGUUUUAAGAAGAGAAUAAAUUUACUUGUAAUCUCACCAUGCAGCUUUAUCAGUAAUUAACUAUUGGUUUCUUCUACACACUUUUUAAAAUUGGGAUAAAAUUGACAUAUAACACUGUAUUAGUUUUAGGUGUGUAACAUAAUGAUUAACACAAUAAAUUUAGUUAACAUCCAUCACCACACAGUUACGGUUUUUUUUCUUGUGAUGAGAACUUUUAAGAUACACUCUCUUAGCAACUCUCAAAUACACAAUCUUGUUAACUAUAGUCACCAUGUGUAGAUUAUAUCCCCAGAACUUAUUUAUCUUAUUACUGGAAAUUUGUACUUUCCACUACCUUCACCCACUACCCCCCUCUCCCCGCCUCCUCUGGCAACCACCAUUUGGUGGUGUAUCUAUGAAUUCAGGUUUUUAAAUUUAUGUUUAAUUUUUGUUUAAUAUUUAUUUAUUUAGGCUGUGUUGGGUCUUAGUUGCAGUGUGCGGGCUCUUUGUUGCGGCGGGCAGGCCUCUCUCUAGUUGUGGUGCACAGGCUCCAGAGUGCGCAGGCUCAGUCGCCCCGUGGCAUGUGGGAUCUUAGUUCCCUGACCAGGGAUCGAACCCAUGUCCCCUGCAUUGGAAGGUGGAUUUGUAACCACUGGACCACCAGGGAAGACCUGAGUCCAGCUUUUUUUAGAUUUCACAUAUAAGUGAGAUCACAAAGUAUUUGCCUUUCUCUGUCUCACUUAUUUCACUUAGCACAAUGCCCUCAAGGUCCAUCCAUGUUGUCACAAAUGGCAGGAUUUCCUUCUUUUUAAAAAAAAAAAAAUAUAUAUAUAUAUAGAGAGAGAGAGAGAGAUAGUCACAUUUUCUUUAUUUUCUUUAUCCAUUCAUCCAUUGAUGGACACUUAAGUUGUUUCCAUGUCAUGUCUUGACUAUUGCAAAUAAUGCUGCACUGAACAUGGGUGUGCAGGUAUCUUUUCAAGAUAGUGAUUUUGUUUCCUUCAGAUAAUACCCAGAAGUGGAAUUGCUGGAACAUAUGGUAGUUCUAUUUUUAACUUUUUGAGGAACCGCUAUACUGUUGUACAUAGUGGCUGCAUCCAACAGUGCACAAGUGUUCCCUUUUCUCCACAUCCUCACUAACACUUAUUUCUUGUUAACAGCCAUUCUAACAGGUGGGAGAUGACAUCACAUUGUGGUUUUAAUUUGUAUUUUCCUAAUUAGUGAUGUUGAACACCUUUUCAUGUACCUCUUGGCCACUUGUAUGUCUUCUUUGGAAAAAUGUCUAUUCAUUUCCUCUGCCCAUUUUUUAAUUGGAUUAUUUUUCUGUUGAGUUGUAUGAGUUCUUUAUAUUUUUGGAUAUUAACCCCCUUGUCAGAUAUAUGAUUUGCAAAUAUUUUCUUCCAUUUGGUAGGUUGCCUUUUCAUUUUGUUGAUGGUUUCCUAUACUGUACAGAAGCUUUUUAGUUUGAUGUAGUCCCACUGUUUAUUUUUGCAUUUGUUGCCUUUGCUUUUGGUGUGAAAUCCAAAAAAACAGUUGCCAAGACCAAUGUCAAGGACCUUACCCUCUGUUUCUUCUAGGAGUUUUGUGGUUUCAGGUCUUACAUUCAAGUCUUUAAUCCAUUUUGAAUUGAUUUUUGUGCAUGGUGUAAGAUAAUGGUCCAGUUUCAUUCUUUCACAUGUGGCUGUCCAGUUUUUCCAACCCCAUUUAUUGAAGAGACUAUCUUUUCCCAAUAUAUUUUUGACUCCUUUGUCAUAAAUUAACCAUAUGUGUGGGUUUAUCUCUGGGCUCUCCAUUCUGUUCCACUGAUCUACGUGUCUGUUUUUAUGCCAAUACCAUACUGUUUUGAUUACUAU
This is a messenger RNA of Physeter macrocephalus (sperm whale), 3409 nucleotides long. It is a transcript of the gene SPDYA, whose product is annotated as speedy/RINGO cell cycle regulator family member A. Gene Ontology annotation, cellular component: nucleoplasm. The record is from RefSeq and is a predicted model, not a curated record. Bases 415 to 1275 code for a protein of 286 amino acids. Gene Ontology annotation, biological process: positive regulation of cyclin-dependent protein serine/threonine kinase activity; G1/S transition of mitotic cell cycle; positive regulation of cell population proliferation. Gene Ontology annotation, molecular function: protein kinase binding. NCBI's taxonomy places the organism in Eukaryota, Metazoa, Chordata, Mammalia, Artiodactyla, Physeteridae. The transcript is spliced from 7 exons.